This is a messenger RNA of Homo sapiens (human), 1414 nucleotides long. It is a transcript of the gene DDAH2, whose product is annotated as DDAH family member 2, ADMA-independent. The coding region runs from base 360 to 1217 and encodes 285 amino acids. Lineage: Eukaryota; Metazoa; Chordata; Mammalia; Primates; Hominidae. The record is from RefSeq and is a predicted model, not a curated record. The transcript is spliced from 7 exons. Gene Ontology annotation, cellular component: mitochondrion; cytoplasm.
GACAGAGAGUAUGGGGAGCCGGUAUUUGGGCGCGGAGCUAGGCGGGGUGGACUUUGGGACAUAGACGGGGAACCGGGUCCUGGAGCCGGGAGUAGUGCCAGCGCCCCGGAACCACGCCCCCUGUUACCCCGCCCCUCGCAUUUCGUUUUAGACCUCUCCCAGUCCUUCGGGACUCGGUCUGGUUUAUACUAGGUCGUGCUAGGGGCAGCGUGACCAGCCAGGGCGGAGAGAGGAUGCUUAACUCCUUAGGCUCGAACUCCUCCCUUCCUACCCACCUCUCUCCCUUCUCGUUCGGACAGGUGAAGAAACAAGAAAACUAAGAAAUCCGAGCGGUUGGAGGGGGAGUCUGUGUGGAUGGGAUGGGGACGCCGGGGGAGGGGCUGGGCCGCUGCUCCCAUGCCCUGAUCCGGGGAGUCCCAGAGAGCCUGGCGUCGGGGGAAGGUGCGGGGGCUGGCCUUCCCGCUCUGGAUCUGGCCAAAGCUCAAAGGGAGCACGGGGUGCUGGGAGGUAAACUGAGGCAACGACUGGGGCUACAGCUGCUAGAACUGCCACCUGAGGAGUCAUUGCCGCUGGGACCGCUGCUUGGCGACACGGCCGUGAUCCAAGGGGACACGGCCCUAAUCACGCGGCCCUGGAGCCCCGCUCGUAGGCCAGAGGUCGAUGGAGUCCGCAAAGCCCUGCAAGACCUGGGGCUCCGAAUUGUGGAAAUAGGAGACGAGAACGCGACGCUGGAUGGCACUGACGUUCUCUUCACCGGCCGGGAGUUUUUCGUAGGCCUCUCCAAAUGGACCAAUCACCGAGGAGCUGAGAUCGUGGCGGACACGUUCCGGGACUUCGCCGUCUCCACUGUGCCAGUCUCGGGUCCCUCCCACCUGCGCGGUCUCUGCGGCAUGGGGGGACCUCGCACUGUUGUGGCAGGCAGCAGCGACGCUGCCCAAAAGGCUGUCCGGGCAAUGGCAGUGCUGACAGAUCACCCAUAUGCCUCCCUGACCCUCCCAGAUGACGCAGCUGCUGACUGUCUCUUUCUUCGUCCUGGGUUGCCUGGUGUGCCCCCUUUCCUCCUGCACCGUGGAGGUGGGGAUCUGCCCAACAGCCAGGAGGCACUGCAGAAGCUCUCUGAUGUCACCCUGGUACCUGUGUCCUGCUCAGAACUGGAGAAGGCUGGCGCCGGGCUCAGCUCCCUCUGCUUGGUGCUCAGCACACGCCCCCACAGCUGAGGGCCUGGCCUUGGGGUACUGCUGGCCAGGGGUAGGAUAGUAUAGGAAGUAGAAGGGGAAGGAGGGUUAGAUAGAGAAUGCUGAAUAGGCAGUAGUUGGGAGAGAGCCUCAAUAUUGGGGGAGGGGAGAGUGUAGGGAAAAGGAUCCACUGGGUGAAUCCUCCCUCUCAGAACCAAUAAAAUAGAAUUGACCUUUUA